AUGGAUGCGACGGCGGCGACGAGGCGUCUCAUGAGGCUCGGCUGCUGCAUCUCCGGUGUUCUUGUGCUGUCGUUCCUGCUACCCAGCGCCCUCGCCGAGGAGCGAUUCUACGAGUUCGUGGUCCAGGAGACGGUGGUGAAGAGGCUGUGCGAGACGAGCAAGAUCAUCACGGUGAACGGGCAGUUCCCGGGGCCGACCAUCGAGGUCCACGACGGCGACACGCUGGCGAUCAAGGCCGUCAACAGGGCGCAGUACAACGUGACCCUCCACUGGCACGGCCUCCGGCAGCUCCGGAACGGGUGGGCGGACGGGCCGGAGUUCGUGACGCAGUGCCCGAUCCGGCCGGGGUCCAGCUACACGUACCGGUUCACCAUCCAGGAGCAGGAGGGCACCCUGUGGUGGCACGCGCACAGCUCCUGGCUCCGCGCCACCGUGCACGGCGCGCUCGUCAUCCUCCCCAAGCGCGGCCGCCCCUACCCGUUUCCCAAGCCCGCCAAGGAGUUCCCCGUCGUCCUGGCGGAGUGGUGGAGGAGGGACCCUAUCGCGGUGCUCAGGCAGUCCAUGGUCACCGGCGCGGGGCCCAACGUCUCCGACGCCAUCCUCAUCAACGGCCAGCCCGGAGAUUUCCUCCAGUGCUCCAGCCAAGAGACCAGCAUCAUCCCGGUGGUCGCCGGCGAGACGAACCUGCUGCGCAUCAUCAACGCGGCCAUGAACUCCGAGCUCUUCGUCUCGCUCGCCGGCCACAAGAUGACCGUGGUGGCCGCCGACGCCAUGUACACCAAGCCCUUCGAGACCACCGUGGUGCUCCUUGGUCCCGGACAGACCACCGACGUCCUCGUGACCGCCCACGCCGCCCCUGGCCGCUACUACCUCGGCGCCCGCGUCUACGCCUCUGCUCGGGGCGUCCCCGUGGACAACACCACAGCCACCGCCAUCUUCCAGUACAAGAAGGCAGCCGCAGGGGCAGGCGCUGGAGCACCAAUGUUCCCUGCUAUGCUGCCGGCCAACAACGACACCAAGACGGCCACCGCCUUCUCCAACAGCAUCCGGAGCCCGAGGCCGGUGAAGGUGCCCGGGCCGGUGACGCAGGAGGUGUUCACCACGGUCGGGUUCGGCCAGUUCAGCUGCCGGCCGGGCCCCUUCUGCCAGGGCCCCAACAACACCCGGCUGGGCGCGAGCAUGAACAACGUGUCGUUCCAGCUCCCCAGCGCCGUCUCUCUGCUGCAGGCGCACUACGGCCGCAUCCCCGGCGUCUUCACCGACGACUUCCCGGCUCGCCCGCCGGUGGCCUUCGACUACACCUCGCAGAGCGUCCCGCGCGCGCUGUGGCAGCCGGUGAAGGGCACGCGGCUGUACCGCGUCAGGUACGGCGCCGUGGUGCAGAUGGUGUUCCAGGACACGGGCAUCUUCGCGGCGGAGGAACACCCCAUGCACAUCCACGGCUACCACUUCUACGUGCUCGCCACCGGGUUCGGCAACUACGACCCGAGGCGGGACGCGGGCAGGUUUAACAUGGUCGACCCGCCCAGCCGGAACACCAUCGGCGUGCCCGUCGGCGGCUGGGCCGUGGUGCGCUUCGUGGCGGACAACCCGGGGGUGUGGCUGGUGCACUGCCACAUCGACGCGCACCUCUCCGGCGGGCUCGCCAUGGCGCUGCUGGUGGAGGACGGCAAGGGGGAGCUCCAGGCCACGGUGCCGCCCCCGCUCGACCUGCCCAUCUGUGGCCUCUAA
Molecule: messenger RNA, 1731 nt
Organism: Triticum turgidum subsp. durum (durum wheat)
Lineage: Eukaryota; Viridiplantae; Streptophyta; Magnoliopsida; Poales; Poaceae
Source: the annotation of a GenBank genome assembly